AUGCAUUAACAUCCCAAUUUUUGUCCAACUCAAUCUUUCUAUUAAGAGAAGUGCAUGCAAAAUAGAAAAAGAUUAUUAGAGUAAUUUAAAAGUACAAAUUUUAACAAAUAAUAUCCUUGUAUACAAGAAAAUUAAGAAUAAUCUAUUCAUCAAAUUGAGCCUUCUUAAAUUUAAUAAGUUUAAGAUAAUAUAUAAGAUAACAAUGAUAAUUGUGAAAUUAAAGAAUAAGAAAAAUAACAAUUGAUAGAAAACAAUCAAUCUAAUUAGAAAAAGAUCCUUAUGUAAUUUAAAUUCAAAACUAAGUUGUCUUAAUAAAUAAAAUCUAAUGAACUAUCAAAUUUAUUGGUUUAAUAAUCAAUAGAAGAUAAUGAUAAAUAAAUAACCAAUAAAAAUUAAAAUACUGUUGAAACUUAAACUGAUUUUAUAUUUAAUGAAAAUUAAGAAAAAUAAAAAAAUAAACCUAAAUUUAUUGAUGAUCAUUGUUAGACUACAGAAGAUAUUCCAAUUCAAACCUUAAUUAUCUAAUAAAUGAAGGAAGAUGCAUUAAAACCAAAUAAAUAAUGGUAUUCAAUAAAUUUAAAUUCAUCAAUUCAUCAUAAAUUAUUAAUGACUGAAAAAUUUAUGUUAGAUAAUAAAGUAGCAAUUGAUUAUUUUGAUUGUCUUAAGAAUAAAUUAGAUGAAAAUUGA
This is a messenger RNA of Paramecium primaurelia, 687 nucleotides long. The record is from the annotation of a GenBank genome assembly. NCBI's taxonomy places the organism in Eukaryota, Ciliophora, Oligohymenophorea, Peniculida, Parameciidae.